Molecule: messenger RNA, 4774 nt
Organism: Schistocerca gregaria
Lineage: Eukaryota; Metazoa; Arthropoda; Insecta; Orthoptera; Acrididae
Gene: mmy
Product: UDP-N-acetylhexosamine pyrophosphorylase
Exons: 1
Coding region: 1014-2492 (492 amino acids)
Biological process (GO): UDP-N-acetylglucosamine biosynthetic process
Molecular function (GO): UDP-N-acetylglucosamine diphosphorylase activity
Source: RefSeq, a predicted model, not a curated record
GUACAUUGGCGGAUACAAGGAUGUGGUAUGUUAUCUGUUACAACUCCAUAUAGGCAUACAUGGCCGAAUUUCACACUAGUGAAGUGAUAUUAUUCAUAACAUACGGCGUAGUGAAAUUCUUCUACAUGAUGAGACCCACUGAUUGCGUAUUUAAUUUUUAUUGAGCUUGGGACGUGGGCAGCACCGUUCUUCUAUUUCCUUUUUUAAAAAUAUAUUUAUAACACGUCACGUCUCAGAAUAAUUGGUCUUAGCGUAGGCCUAUAUCACAGAGGUAACAUGUCUUGUUUUUAUUUAAAUUACUGGUACCUGUACUUGACUUACCUUCUAUAUUUUUUAAUUAAGUCUAAUUAUAGAACGGUAUUCCAGUCACACCUUUACAAAUAUGUGAAGCACGCAAGCAUUCUAACAAAACAAAGGAAAAGUGUCCCAAUUUCUUAUUGACAUGUAUUGGUAAAUGUCAGGUUUAUUCCUAAUUUCAUUAAUAACAACGGUAUUGCGAGAAUACAUAUAUCGACCUUCGACAGUUUCUACUGUAAUAAUUCGAUACCUCGGAUUGUGUAUGUCUGUGUAAUAUUGUCCAAGCGCCAAGCGGCAUGACGCUAAGCAACAAGCACUGAUUAAGAGUGUCGCCACGUCUGCGAAGAGUACGAUAGAACUAUAUUUCGCAUGCAAUUUCCUACGCUUUCAAGAUGACUGCUGCCGGUAAUGCCGUUACAGCUGCGAGCCUUGAUGAAGAGAGGUCAGUUAAGUGUCUUGUAUGUCACGUAACUGUAUUAUUAGAGGGAGUAACUUUGCCAAGUGCAACGCGUACCACGCGAAGUAUUCUAUUGGCUGGUGCUGAUGACGUUGGGCCGCGCACGUUUACGGGUGGGGGUAACAAGUUUGGUGUCUGCUAUGAACAGCUGCUGUCAAAGCCAGAAAUGUCAACAGAAGGUGUGUGCACUCCAGCGCAGGUGGUUGUGGGGAGUGUCUGUUCGUAGCUGCUGUCAGAACUGUGCUAACACAGUUUCAGAAUGUUGGACAUCGGCAAAUGCAAGCAGGAACUAACAAAAUAUGGACAGCAGCACCUGUUGCGGUUUUGGGAAGAACUGUCUGAAGAGGAGAGAGCAGAGUUACUGCUGGAUUUACAAGAAGUCAACGUGGCAGAAGUUACUUCAUAUUUCAGAAGAGCUGUGGAAUCCCUCACUGAAGAUCAAGCAAAGCUGGAUGAUCGCAUGAAGCCUAUCCCAGCAGAAUUUUAUGGUGGUGUCAUCAGAUCAGAAGCAGAAGACCUAAGAUUUUAUGAAGAUGAAGGUUUGAGGCAGAUUUCUGCAGGCAAAGUGGGUGUGCUGCUUCUGGCAGGUGGUCAGGGUACAAGACUUGGAGUAUCAUAUCCUAAAGGUAUGUAUGAUGUUGGCCUACCUUCUCAUAAGUCUCUCUAUCAGGUUCAGGCAGAAAGAAUUCUGAGGCUGCAGGAGCUUGCUUGUGAACGAACAGGAGUUUACAAUCAUAUAACGUGGUAUAUCAUGACCAGUGAAGCAACUAUGUGCCCCACACAGGAAUACUUUGCAAACCACAACUAUUUUGGUCUUAAAAAAGAAAAUAUUGUUAUGUUUGAGCAGGGGUUACUUCCAUGCUUCACAUUUGAUGGAAAAAUAAUUAUGGAUAGAAAGUAUAAGCUGUCAAGAGCACCAGAUGGGAAUGGAGGACUUUAUCGAGCUUUGCGGGACCGUAAAGUGCUGGACGAUAUUGAGAGACGGGGUAUUAGUUAUCUUCAUGCAUACAGUGUCGAUAACAUUUUGGUUAAAGUAGCUGACCCAGUUUUCAUUGGUUAUUGUAUAAGCAAGAAUGCAGAGUGUGGAGCAAAAGUAGUAGAAAAAUCUUUUCCAGAAGAACCUGUAGGUGUUGUUUGUCAGGUGGAUGGCCGGUAUCAAGUUGUUGAAUAUAGUGAAAUUACAUUAAAAACAGCAGAGCAGAGUGAUAUUGAUGGGAGAUUAACAUUCAGAGCUGGUAAUAUUUGCAAUCACUUUUUCACAACAGAGUUUCUUCAGAAAAUUGCAAAUAAGCAUGAAAAUAAUUUGAAGCUACAUGUUGCCAGGAAAAAGAUCCCUUAUGUUGAUGCACAAGGUAACAUUUGUAAACCAGAGAAACCCAAUGGCAUAAAAAUGGAAAAAUUUGUUUUUGACGUCUUUCAGUUUGCGGACAAUUUUGUUACAUGGGAAGUAAAGCGAAAUGAGGAAUUCAGUGCCCUUAAAAAUGCCGAUACUGCUGAAAAAGACACACCCACAACUGCCCGUAAUGAUCUGUAUUCACUUCAUUACCAGUAUUUGACUAAGGCUGGUGGAAAGAUUGUAACAGACAAGGGAUCAUCUGUGAUUUGUGAGAUUUCGCCAUUGCUGACAUAUGCUGGCGAAGGUCUUGAAGAAAUUGUUAGUAAUAAGACAUUUAAAUCGCCAGUUGUUUUGUUGCAUCCUAGUGAACAAAGCCCAAAUGGUAACGUAUAUGAUCAAUGAUGUUUAUAUUUGUGCACAAUGAUUAUAUUUUGCUGUCAGUUCCUAUGCACUUUAAGGUGAAAUAUAUGUCACAGCCACAGGUUAAACUGUGUGUUCCUGUGUGAAUAUUGUAGUUAUAAAAUGCCUAUGUGCAAUAAAGUGUGCUGGUGGUGGUCAAAUUGUGAGGGAGUAUGCUAAAAUUCCUGUGUGGUAACAGUUCUCUUGAUGCUAACUUCAAAGAGUAAAUGAUAGUGAAAGUAGCUGGUACCACUUUUACAGUGUAGCAUAUUUGCACAAUCAUGUCACAUCUCAUAUUAAUGUUUAAACAGGAAACAUUUCUUUCCUCUUUGACUUUAAUACGAGUCUUUUUUAAGAAAAGAAAAAAUAAGAGUAAUGGGGCCUGCAUACAUUUGGUGCUGGAAUUUAUAUUCUUAGUUGAUAAGGUAGCAUACUGAGCUCUGUCUUUAUAUGUGAGUGAGCAAGUGAUAUUUGAUGUUAGUUCAAUCAUGUACAGUAAAUGCAACAAAAUAACUACACACUUUGCCUCAUGAAGAGUUACCAGUAUUUAUUGAGAGAUCUGUUGCAUAAAGUAACUGAUAUUGUGAAUGCUUUGUUCAAAUGUAUCAUGAAAUGUCAGGAAUCACUGCCUUACAUAUGGUACUUUAGCCCAUUAUACAAAGAAGAAAAUUGACUUUGUGCUUUCAUCAUUCCUUAAUCAGUUAAGUAAUGAUGUUGAUAUUGUUAAAUUCUGUAAUUAAAUGAUUUAUCAAACUGUUGUAAAUGUACAGUUACUGUUACUGUUACUUGGGUGUGAAUUAUGUGGUACACCCAUAUUAAUUUUUUCCAAGCAGUUUUUGCACCUUAAAAACAAAUGUGUAGUCGUGCAAUCACUGCUUAUAUGAAUAACAUAUGGCUGUAUGUUAUGUGCCACUUUAAUGAAUAACUUCCAUUAUUUCAGUAUUUGAAACAAACAGAAAAAGACAUGUGGAGCUCUGUUUGUGUUUUAUUCCCUUGUUUCUGUUAACUGCUUUAUGUUCCUCUAACAAAGUUAUGUAAAACUUAAAACAAGCAUUUAAUCAUUUAACUUACACUAAAGUUUUGAUUAUACUAAAACUCUUAUAAUUAUUGCUUUCAUUCUGCUUUGCAGAAGUUUUUGCAUUCCAUGUAAAUAACAAUCUAAAUAUUAUGGGUCCAAUUUGUUAAAUUGCAGAGAAGUUGUCUAAUGAAAUUAAGCACUUACAAUUUUGAAUAUACGAAAUUGUAUGAACUCUAGAUGCUACAGCUAAAUCCUAGUAGAUGUUCUGCUAGACGUUCAGGGAACUUCCAUACAGUGAGGAUCAGACAUGAACAUCUGACUACCACAAAGUCAGUGUCCAGUUGCACAUAAUGUAAAAGUGUUAUGUAAACUGUUGCUAUACUCUAUUUUUUAAAAGAAAAGUGCAGUAUUAAAAUGUUUCUUUAUAGACUGGGCAUAUUUAAUAUAAUGUAUUGAUAUUUUUUUGUGUGAUGUGACACUGUACUUUCUAAUUUGGAACUGAAAUGACACCAGUAUUAUGAAUUGGUGCAGACCUUAACUCUGGGUUGUGUAGUGAUGUAAUGUGCAAUAACAUCUCAGAUCUUGCAGGCAGCUUGAGUAGUUAAGAAAUAUUAUUUGUUGCAUGGAAGUCCAAUAUAUACUAUAUUUGUCAGUUUUAUGGCAAAAUUUUUUGAUGGCUGUACAAUUGGAUUUUUGUUUAAAUGUUUUAUUAAUUUAAUGAAAAUGUAAUAGCACAUGAAGAAUGGAAUCCAAUAUUCAUAAGUCAUUUUUCUUAUGACAUUUCUAUAGUGGUUUAUUUCUUCAUGUCAUUUUUUAUGGAAUGAAAUUUUUGUCAAUUACAUAUAUGUAUAUAUAAUGUAUGUAACAUUUUGUUUUAAGAAUACAUUUUAUUUCACAGCAUUUCCACUGCCUAUAAAUCUGAUUCCUUGUGCACCUUACAUUUAUCUAAUUCUUUCCUGAAAUGAAUUGGUACUUGUCAAAUUAUAGUUACCUUGAGCAAUACAGAUUUUUAGUUUAUUGUUACAAUAGUAAGAUUUUUUAUUUGUACAUACACAAAAAGUUAUAGUAAUUUUGCUAAUAUUUAGAGUAAUAAUACUUCAGUAUCAGUGCUGAAGACCUAUUAGUAAUUUUGGCUUGUGGAAUUAUUAGACAGAAGUCGUAUUUCGCAUUUACUGUUGUGGUAUGACGACAGCAAAGGUACCUCAGUAUAUUAUCGUGGCUAAGGUAUUGGUCAAAUUUUUAACAAAAUAAAUUUUGUUAUUUGGCA